AUGUUGACUUUCUUCUUCCUGCUCAUCGCUGGAGCUGCCGCUCAAAUCACUCAGUAUAACCAGCAGGCAUUUCUGCAAGCGCUGGGCUUGGGUCCGCGAGGUUCAGGCCAGCAAGGCUUCGGAUCCAGCCUAGGCCAGUCUGGCUACGGUCAGCAAGGCUAUGGAUCUAGCCUCGGCCAAUCUGGAUACGGUCAGCAAGGCUUCGGAUCUACCCUUGGUCAAUCUGGCUACGGACAGCAAGGCUUGGGAUCUAGCCUCGGUCAAUCUGGAUACGGUCAGCAAGGCUAUGGGUCGAGCCUAGGCCAAUCUGGCUACGGUCAGCAAGGCUUCGGAUCCAGCCUCGGUCAAUCUGGCUAUGGUCAGCAAGGCUAUGGAUCUAGCUACGGACAGCAAGGCUUCGGAUCUGCCCUUGGUCAAUCUGGAUACGGACAGCAAGGCUUGGGAUCCAGCCUCGGCUACGGCUACGGAGCUAUCGACAGUGCGGCUCUCCUCGGCCUGCCUCUGCAGCAAGGCCUGAACCUCGGCCUUCUGUGUAAGUUCAUCUCAAACUCAACCCCACUUGCUUCCAUUUUUCAGCUCGCCAGUGUAACUACAACGAGACGUACAUGCAGUGCGCCACUUCGGCCGAGCAACGUUGCGACCAACAGGACAGCCAAGUCACCAGCAACGUCUUCUUCUGCCGCCCAGCCUCGUGCCAAUGCCAGGAAGGCUUUGUGAGGUCUUUCGACGGAACCAGAUGCGUUCUGCCCAACGACUGCCUUUCGACUUUGGCCAACUGUCUUCUGAUCAACAACGUCCGCACCUGCUUCCCAGGUAACUAUUUCCACAGAAAGGAGGCCUAACUUUUCAAAGAAAGUCAAAUAGGAGCUUGACCAGAGCCUAGAGCUUUGUGUGAAUUUAUGGAAGUCACUUUGAAUAUAAAUUACAGGCGUUCAAUGCCACGGCCGACUGUGUCCCUACGGUUGGCAGUGCAAGCGGCCGACAUUCUGCCUCGGUCAGCAGGAACUGUGUGCCCCGACUUGCAUUCCUGGCCCCGCCCAGAGCCAGAACUCCAACAGCAACUUUUUCAACCCAGCCAUCAACUUUGGAAAGAAAUAA
Molecule: messenger RNA, 1098 nt
Organism: Caenorhabditis auriculariae
Lineage: Eukaryota; Metazoa; Nematoda; Chromadorea; Rhabditida; Rhabditidae
Source: the annotation of a GenBank genome assembly